Molecule: messenger RNA, 1014 nt
Organism: Cladocopium goreaui
Lineage: Eukaryota; Dinophyceae; Suessiales; Symbiodiniaceae
Source: the annotation of a GenBank genome assembly
AUGAUCUCGGUGGUCUCGGCCGUGUCCGGCAGCGUGGUGGCGGAAGUGCCGCAGGAGGUCGGCAAGGAAGUGAGGGCGCUGAAGAAGGCCCUGGCACCUCAGGUGGGAUACACCAGAUUCCGCCAGAAGAUCGUUGACGAAGCUGGCAAUGAACUCUUUGACGAUGCUGUGCUGGAUUGCACAAGCCCGCAGAUCAUUUUUUUGCCUCUUUGCAGCUCUGAUGUUGAAGGGAAGAGGCUGCUUCUGGCCUGUCAGAACGAAUCUGGUGCCAAAGUCGAAGAGCUGCUUUGCCAGGCAGUAAAUCCCAACCUCUCCAAUACGGAGGGCUGGACGCCACUGCACUGGAGCGUGCAAAGAAGUGCACCGGAGUCGCUUGAGUGUACGAGCUUGUUGCUGGAAGCAGCUGCCAUGGCUGAUCAAGCCCAUCAUGUGGGGGAAACACCCCUGCAUUUGGCAGUCGCAGCGGGGCAUGCCGAGGUGAUUCGCUUGCUCUUGGAGUCGGGCGCCAGUUUGAACGCGCCGGAGUGGGUGGAUGGGCAAACGCCCUUGCACUAUGCAUCUUGGAGGGGCCAUGCGGAAUGUGUUCAGGUGCUUCUUGAGGCUGGGGCUUACAAGGAUGCAGCCACUACAGGGGGCAAAACGCCACUGUAUUUUGCAGUUCAAAGGGGACAUGUCGACAUUGUUCGAGCGUUGAUCAAGCACGGCGCGAGCCUUGACGAGACCACAAUGAGAGGUGCCACAGCUUUGCAUGAGGCAGUUUCAAGGGGCAACGAUGAGUUGGCUUGUUGCUUGGUUCAAGCGCAGUCUGAUGUCAACAAAGCCAGGCGGGAUGGCCUGACAGCGCUACAUCUUGCAGCAUCUGAUGGCCACAUCCAAAUUGUACGCUCUCUGCUGAAAUUCAAGGCUGACAGACACAAAACCACGCUUCACACGGACCGAACACCACUGCAGCUAGCCCAAAGACAAGGCCAUGUGGUGAUUGCCUCCUUCCUCAAGGAUCCUCCUGAAGCAUAA